AUGAUGAAGUUUAUUUCAAAAUUGAGUCCUGUCGAAUUGAGGCAAGCUUUAAGUAUUAGUAUGGACUGUUACGGGUUAAAAAUAAAAGGCAUACAUUUCAUAAGUCAAUCAAGAGCAAUCGAAACGCUGGUGACCAUUGUGAAGCAAGUGUUGAAACCGAAGUUAGCUAAUCGUAUUUUCGUUCAUAAAACGCACGAUGAAAUACUUGAUAUUAUAGGCAAGGAUUUGUUACCGGUGGAAUUUGGUGGUAAUGAAAGGUCUAUUAAGGAACUUCAUGUGAGCAAACUUUGUAUUAAUGAUAAUCUUAUCAGUCAGAAAACUGUUUCAGAAGAAUGGGUGAAAGAAUUGUCCUCUAAGAAGCACUUGAAUUACAUGCGUCAAAUGUACGAGGCGUGUACCGACGAAAACCUCCGAACUCGAGAGAAGUUUAACGAGGAUUAUGCGGGGAUGCCUGGAACAUUCCGACUGUUAACUGUGGAUUAG
Molecule: messenger RNA, 483 nt
Organism: Zerene cesonia (dogface butterfly)
Lineage: Eukaryota; Metazoa; Arthropoda; Insecta; Lepidoptera; Pieridae
Product: clavesin-1-like
Exons: 3
Coding region: 1-483 (160 amino acids)
Cellular component (GO): membrane
Molecular function (GO): phosphatidylinositol bisphosphate binding
Source: RefSeq, a predicted model, not a curated record